AUGGCCUCUGGGAUAAACAAGAUUCAUCAGCCCGGGACUUGCAAUGGGUCUAAAGCCGCUCGCAGCAGCUCGGCAGAGGAAUGCAAUCAGGAAAUGCACAUGAAAAUGUGCAAGAAGAUUGCCCAGCUCACUAAGGUGAUAUAUGCCCUGAACACUAGGAAUGAUGAACAUGAGGCUAGUAUACAGGCUCUGAGGGAGUCUCAUGAAGAAGAAAUUCAGCGCAUCCUUGCUGAGACAAGGGAAACGAUUCUCCAGUGUAAAAGCAAAGUUGAAGAAGAACAAUUGCUGAGAAAACACAUUCAGGCCCUUGAAAUUGCAGUAGAACAACACAAGAGACUAAAGGAAGAAGCCUUGGCAGAGUUAACAUUGUGCAAGAAGCAGGUGGAAGAGGGAGAACCAAGAACAGAAGUGAAACAAGCACAGACGGUCCUUUCUACAGACAUGGUAGGUACCAAUGCAGACUUUGAAAACAAGCUUCUACAUUUAAAUCAGGAGUCUGAUGGACUGCUAAAUGAAUGCAAAGAAUCUAAGAGAGAAAAUUUAGAUAAAAAAGUAAUUUUAGAUGAAAAAUACAGUGUGGAAGCACAAGCUCUAAUAAAUGAGAUGGAAAACCUGAAGAGUGAGAAUCAGAGGGCAACUGAAGAGUAUACUCUGAAAACAAGCAAACUGCAAGCCUCUUAUGAGAGAGAAAAACAGACUUUGAAAAAGGCUCUGCAGCAAUCUAUGAUAGAAAUAAAGAAUUGUCAGCAAAGAGAAAUGGAGCAAAGGAAGAGCUCAGAGGCUGAGGAAGGCUUUUUGCUGCAGCAGGUAAAGAAACUGGAGGCAGACCUAGAGGAGAAAAGCCAGAAGAUAAAUGAGAGGAAGAAGCAUUCCCAGAAGCUGAAGGAGAGAAUACAGGAGCUCCAGACACAGCUAGAGGAAUUUAGAAGAAAAUCUGAGUGUGAACUAAAGCAACUAGAGAAAGAGAAAGAAGUCCUAACUGGGAAACUUCAAAACUCUUCACUUGAGGUGGCUCAGCUGAAGCAAAUAUUAGAUCAACAAGCAAAUAAUUUCAGGGAGUCACUGAAGAAACAUAAUCUACAGUCCAACAAAGAAAAAGAGAAGCUUUUGCAGGAUCUUCAAAACACCAUUAAAGAAAACCAGAAUGUUAAACUGCAGCUGGAGGCAUCACAUCAAAAAGUCUUAAAAAUGUUGGAGAAAAGCAAAAAUCAGGAACUCAAGGAGGCAGAAGAGCGUUUGAAAAAGGAAUUUAAUGAGACUUUCAAGAUCCAACAUCAGUCUCAUAGGCUGGAAAUACAAACCUUGGAAGAGAAAGCAAAGAAAGAAUUACAUGAUGAACUCGAGCAGAUACAGAAGCAGCAAACCCUGUUGCUAGGUUCUCUAAGGAUGGAACUCUCUGAGCAACAGACAUCGUGCGCUAAUCUCAAGAAACAAAUAGAAGAACUCCAAAUGGAGCUGAGGAGUGUGAGGUCACUGAAGAAGCAACAGGAAGGAAGUAGCCAGAGCCAGAUCAGAUCUCUUCAUGAUGAACUGGAAAAAUGUCAGAGUGAAAUUUCCGAACUCAAGAAAGAGAAUUUACUUUUGAAGGAUGCGAUGGAACUACUCAGUGCUGAGUUGGAGUCGCAGAAGCAAGAAGCUGCACAGCUUCAGGAUAGGGAAAAACAGCACAGAAGACUUAAAGAAUUAGAAGAAAAGUCAAGAAAGUGGGAGUCCAGAUCAGAAGAUACACACCUUUUAAGCUGUCUGCAAGACAAAUUAAGUGAGAGAGAAGAGAUUAUCAAGCAGCUGGUGGAAGGAAGAAAAUUUCAGCAUUCACUUUUAGCCAACACUGAAUCUUACAGGAAUCGAUCAUUUUCUUUCAACCCUAAUACAGGAUGCCUGACUCCUUCCAUGAAGCAGCAGAAGAAAAUUAUUGAGGUGCCCAGUCGUGUUGUCAGUGUUCCGAAUUUAGCUUCCUACGCAAAGAGCUUUCUGAGCUGUGACUUGAGAUCAAAAAGAAGUGCUUCUCAAAUGACAAAAUCUACAAGCUUAGACCGGAGUCCUGGCUGCCUCAGGGUGGGCUCUCCAUCAGCACAGUCCUCAGACAACAGUGCUGCCACAAGGACACAUGGUGAUGAACCACCACAAACCAAAGAUGACCAAAAACAAGACCCUCAGCAUCAAGAAUGGUUUACUAAAUAUUUUUCAUUUUAA
Gavia stellata (red-throated loon) is the source of this 2193-nucleotide messenger RNA. RefSeq names its product family with sequence similarity 184 member B (gene FAM184B). Bases 1 to 2193 code for a protein of 730 amino acids. The transcript is spliced from 11 exons. The record is from RefSeq and is a predicted model, not a curated record. Lineage: Eukaryota; Metazoa; Chordata; Aves; Gaviiformes; Gaviidae.